Molecule: messenger RNA, 425 nt
Organism: Erythranthe guttata (spotted monkey flower)
Lineage: Eukaryota; Viridiplantae; Streptophyta; Magnoliopsida; Lamiales; Phrymaceae
Source: RefSeq, a predicted model, not a curated record
AAAAACAGUGAAAUAAGGAAAUACCAGAAGAGCACCGAGCUUCUCAUCCGCAAGCUGCCGUUCCAGCGUCUGGUUCGUGAAAUCGCACAGGAUUUCAAGACCGAUUUGCGUAUCCAGAGCCACGCCGUGCUCGCCCUUCAAGAGGCGGCGGAAGCUUACCUCGUCGGUCUGUUUGAAGACACGAAUCUGUGCGCAAUUCACGCUAAGAGGGUUACAAUCAUGCCUAAAGAUAUUCAAUUGGCUAGGCGCAUUCGCGGCGAACGUGCUUAAGUGUUAUAGUUAGGGUUUCUGUUUUAUGUUUUUAUUUUUUUAAUUUUGAUUUUGCUCUGAGGGUAGAGCUUGAAGCUACUGUUUGAAUUUUUGUUUCUCUGUAAAUUUACAGACAGAUUAUCAAUGGAUUAAUUGUUAUAAUCAAGUUUUGUUUU